AUUAUUUUCUAACUCAUUCGAUAGUUCAUAGAGAACCCGUAGCACAUAUCCACCAAUUAUUGGAGCUUGCAUGGUAGUCGAAGCCAGUCUCUGAUAACAUCUUGAUUAAAGCGACCUCCUCAACCAGCAAGCUAGUAUGGACUCGAUUUCAGACCCACCCUUUCAGAAGGCAUACAAGUUCCUAUUGGACAAGACCCAAAACCAUGAAGAGAAUCAUGAUUUCAAAGUGGUUGAGGAAUGCGAGCUUCCAAUGAUCGACCUGAGCCGCUUAGAUGAGAUUGUGAAGGAAGAGAUAGCAAGGGCUUCACAGGAGUGGGGUUUCUUCCAAGUUGUGAAUCAUGGAAUUUCCAGGGAUGUUUUUACUAGGUUGAGAUGUGAGCAAGAGAAAGUGUUCAAGCAACCAUUUCAAAAGAAGAUCAAAGAAGACAAGUUCUUCAACUUCUCCGCCGGUAGCUACCGUUGGGGAACACCCACCGCCACCUGCCUUAGACAGCUAUCUUGGUCGGAAGCAUUUCAUAUUCCUUUAUCCGAUAUAAUAGAUCACUCUAAUGGAUCAAGCACUACUCUACUUAGUUCAACAAUAGAACAAUUUGCUACCAUAGUGUCCAACCUUGCGCAAACAUUAGCGGAUAUAUUGGCGGAGAGAAUAGGUGAUAGGUCAAGUUUCUUUAAGGAGAAUUGCGUGCCCAAAACUUGUUAUCUACGAUUGAAUCGAUAUCCUCCAUGCUCCAUUGCUGAUGGGAUUCAUGGUUUGAUGCCACACACUGACAGUGACUUCCUCACCAUAUUAUAUCAAGAUCAAGUUGGAGGUUUGCAAUUGGUCAAAGAUAACAAAUGGGUCGCUGUUAAACCAAACCCCAACGCUCUUAUAGUCAACAUUGGUGACUUAUUCCAGGCAUGGAGUAAUGGGAUCUACAAGAGUGUUGAGCAUCGAGUUAUGACCAACCCAAAAGUAGAAAGGUUCUCAAUGGCAUAUUUCUUUUGCCCUUCAAAUGCUACUGUGAUAGAGAGUUGCACACAACCCUCUAUUUACAAGAAAUUCAGCUUUCAAGAAUACAGACAACAAGUUCGAGAUGAUGUUCAGAAGCUAGGUUCCAAAAUAGGCCUGCCUAGGUUUCUCACAUCAGUGCAUAAUUAUCAAGAUUAUUAUGAAUAUAGAAUUUUCAACAUCGACUAGGUUAUAUAUGUCAUAUGUAUAGACUCGAGGAAUAUGUACUUCUAUAGAGAAUUCAAGGCCCCAUGAUUGUGUCAAUGUAUCCUUCUGUUAGUACAGUACUAUAUAUAGAACUCACGGCCGCCGGUAGGAAAGCUGGUUUUUUGUGUGUAAUAAAACUAUAAAAGUAUCCUCCUCGUAGGGGAUUAUGGAUUUUCAUCAA
Lotus japonicus is the source of this 1376-nucleotide messenger RNA. RefSeq names its product gibberellin 2-beta-dioxygenase 8. The coding region runs from base 137 to 1177 and encodes 346 amino acids. The record is from RefSeq and is a predicted model, not a curated record. Lineage: Eukaryota; Viridiplantae; Streptophyta; Magnoliopsida; Fabales; Fabaceae. The transcript has 5 exons.